Molecule: messenger RNA, 2854 nt
Organism: Oryzias melastigma (Indian medaka)
Lineage: Eukaryota; Metazoa; Chordata; Actinopteri; Beloniformes; Adrianichthyidae
Product: transient receptor potential cation channel subfamily V member 1
Exons: 15
Coding region: 131-2302 (723 amino acids)
Biological process (GO): calcium ion import across plasma membrane
Cellular component (GO): membrane
Molecular function (GO): protein binding; calcium channel activity
Source: RefSeq, a predicted model, not a curated record
GAGUUUGGCAGAAAAAAAAAACCCCUCACCUAUAUGAACUUCUGGUUUGCACAAUCUCUUUGCAUUUCCUUUAGCGUUUUUUAGUUAAUAGGAAGAAACUGAUUCUUUUUGAUUAUCUACAUCUAAUAAAAUGGAGAAGGAAAACCCACUGGAUGAUGACAUCUCAAAAAAACAAGGACAAGAGGACAGUUAUGACGAAAUGGAUGGGAAACCAUUCAUACCUAUUAACCCUCUGACAAGCAUAAACAUAGUUGAACAUGACAACGGCUCCAGUGCGACUUUCACAAGGGACAAAGUGUUUAAUGCUGUAUCUCAGGGAGACACAGAUUAUCUAAAGGAACUGCUUCCCUACCUGUUAUCAAACGAUAAAAAACUCUCAAGUCCAGAAUUUGUAGAUGAUACAAGUGGGGAAACAGCCCUAAUGAAAGCACUGCUGAAUUUUAAAGAUGGCAAAAAUGACACCAUUGAGAUUCUCCUGGACAUAGCAGAGAAAACUCAGGACAACAAACUAAUAAAUGCACCUCAGACGGAUCACAUGAAAGGUCAAACUGCUUUGCAUGUUGCUAUUGAGAGAAGGAGUUUGGACCUUGUUAAACUGCUGGUCCAGAAAGGAGCAGAUGUGCAAGCUAAAGCCGACGGCACAUUUUUCCAGAAUAAUGGAAAACAGUGUUUUUAUUUUGGGGAACUCCCAUUAUCACUGGCAGCCUGCACGGACCAACCAGACAUUGUGUCCUUUCUCGUGGAAAACCCAUACAGAAGAGCUGACCUGACGGACAAAGACUCACAAGGAAACACUGUGUUACAUGCUCUGGUAAUUGUUGCGGAUGACUCUGACGAAUCCACAAAGGUGAUUACAAAGAUCUAUGAUGACAUUCUUGUGAAGCACAACAACAUUUGGAAAGACAGUGAAAGUCCACUGGAGGACAUUGAAAAUAAUCAAGGACUGACUCCUUUGAAAUUGGCUGCUAAGCUCGGCAAGAAAGAGGUACUUGAACACAUGCUGAAUCGGCAGUUUACGGAAGAGAAGACCUGGAUGCUUUCGAGAAAAUUUCCACACUUGGAUUACGGACCCGUUCACUCUUCACUAUACGACAUAAGUUCCAUCGACACCAGCGAACCCAACUCUGUGUUGGAGAUUAUUGUCUAUGGGAAUAAUAUUCCAAAUCGACCUGAGAUGAUCAAGCUGGAGCCUCUGCGCAGUCUUCUUCGGGACAAGUGGGAGAGAUUUGGUGCCAAACUGUUCUUCCUGAACUUUUUGUCCUACUUGAUCUACCUCACCAUCUUCACCACUGUGGCUUUCUAUAGAAAGGAGGGACAGCCCCCAUUUCCAGUAGAAAAUCACCCAUUUGACUAUCUACGUUGUGUCGGUGAGCUUAUCAGUGUGUUUGGAGCCAUAGGAUUCUUGUGUAGAGCGAUAGCCAUUUUUCACAAGAAGCCACCAAACCUCCAUUUAUUGUUUACCGAUGGUGUCAGUGAAAUUCUGUUUUUCCUGCAGGCCGCCCUGCUUCUGCUCUGCUCGAUUUUGUACUUCAGUGGUCGCAAGGAGUAUGUCAGCCUUCUCGUUCUGUCCCUAUCUCUGGCUUGGAUAAAUAUACUCUAUUACACUAGAGGAUCGAAGCAACUGGGUAUUUACUAUGUGAUGAUGCAAAGGAUGAUCCUCAACGAUCUGUUUCACUUUUUAUUUGUGUACUGUGUCUUACUUAUUGGAUUUUCUGCAGCGGUGGUUACUCUCAUGGACAACUCACCUGCAGCUCAGAAAGAUACCCCGGUGACAGUCUCGUGCGAGAAACCAACUUACAAUCAUUUUGGUUUUACCACAUUGGAGCUGUUCAAGUUCACCAUUGGAAUGGGAGAUCUGGAAUUCAUCAAUCACAUUCAGUACAAAGAGGUUUUCCACAUCCUUCUAAUCUUCUACAUCAUUCUGACUUACAUCCUGAUGCUGAACAUGCUCAUCGCACUGAUGGGGAACACGGUGGAAGAGAUGUCAGGACAAAGUAAAACCAUCUGGAAGCUUCAGAGAGCCUUCACAAUUCUGGAGAUGGAGAAGGUUCCAGCAAUCCUGAGGAAUAAGAUCGAGUCCAAGGAUUCAAAGUUUGAGUUUUUCAAAUCCACCAAGAAAGAUACUCGUAAAUUUGUUCGGGUGACUGAAAUCAACUGGACAAAAUGGAGGUCAGAUAUCAGUUUCAAGAUGGAAGUAAAGCCUGAAAAAGAAGAAACUGAGACCAAAAAUGAGGAACCUGGAUCUCGAAGUUCGUCAAAGAAACACCACUCUAAACGAGGCCAACAGCAGGGGAUUGUUUAGAGAGGUUAGAAAUGUGAAGAUUGAGCUGUACUGUUGAGGAACACUAACCCUAACUGAAUGUAAUAAUGAAUCACUUUCUUCUGGUAAGUUGAUGAGUUAUUCCUCAAAUUUACAAUCAUUUAAUUUUAUACAAGAUUUCCAAGCUUUUCUGUGGGCACUCCAGCUUCUUCAUACAGUUCAAAAAACAGGGUACAACCCACCUUUGUCCAACAGUUGCAGGGUUGGCUUCAGAAGCCCCAUGCCCCAAAGUAGGCAUUUGUCAGUUUCUGAAGAUAGAUAGAAUUCCAAACUGCAGUUGGAUGCCUAAUUGUGUGGAUUUACUGUUUAAAAACAUGUUUCAGUUUCCAAAGUUUUAUUCUUUUAUUUUGGUUAAGGGGAAUGUUUGUGCAAGGCAAUUUAUUCCUGAAGGUUGGGGAGGAUCACAUUUUCCAUUGUUCACUUGGGAUUAAUCGUAGAUUGGUAUAGUACGUUUUUGUAUAUGAAAAAAAUGUGUAAUUAAAUUGCAUUAAGAAGCUUUACAUUGUUUAUAAGAAAUGCAUUGUUUCAAUUAUA